GUAACUGUCACGGUGGUUGAUAAAAUAAUUCUACACGUAUGAUAUUUAUCACCACGAAAUGGCACUAGUAAACAGGUUUCAAAGGAUGUCGAGAUCGUUUCUCGGCGUCGCCUCAAAUUAUUCAAGAUACAAAAACAGCACAGUGGCUUUUCAGACAAUAAGACGAAUCUCGACCACGCAACCACUUUCAGAGAAACAGGAGGUGAACAUAACAUUUGUUAAAGCAAGUGGAGAAAUAAUAAAAACAAAAGGAAAAGUUGGGGAUACAAUUUUAGAUAUUGUAGUGAAUAAUGAAAUAGAUUUAGAUGGCUAUGGAGCUUGUGAAGGAACUUUGACUUGCAGUACGUGUCAUUUAAUAUUUACAAAAGAAGUGUAUGACUCACUUCCUGACAAACCAACAGAUGAAGAAUUAGAUAUGCUGGAUCUAGCAUAUGAAUUAUCAGACACGUCACGCUUAGGUUGCCAGAUAGUAAUGACUAAAGAAUUGGAUGGAAUUGAAGUAAGAGUGCCAUCAACGCUUAACGAUGCAAGGUCGUAA
Messenger RNA from Dufourea novaeangliae, 538 nucleotides. RefSeq names its product adrenodoxin (gene Fdx2). Gene Ontology annotation, molecular function: 2 iron, 2 sulfur cluster binding. Gene Ontology annotation, biological process: positive regulation of oxidoreductase activity; P450-containing electron transport chain. Lineage: Eukaryota; Metazoa; Arthropoda; Insecta; Hymenoptera; Halictidae. Gene Ontology annotation, cellular component: mitochondrion. The transcript has 4 exons. The record is from RefSeq and is a predicted model, not a curated record. Bases 59 to 538 code for a protein of 159 amino acids.